AUGUGGGUGCGUACGUGCGUAUGUACGUGUGUGUAUGUAUGUGUUGGAGCUGAUGAUGAAAGACUUGCACCAAUGGGAACUACCAAUGCUGCGUUAUCACUACGUCGUUUCACUCAAACAUCAUUUAACUAUCGCGUAAAUUCAGUGCUUCCACCGCCAAUUCCUUCUGUGCCCGCACCUUUGACCCCUAUUUCUUCUUCACCACAUUCCAGUCUCAGCAGCAACGGUUAG
This is a messenger RNA of Thelazia callipaeda (thelaziosis nematode), 231 nucleotides long. The record is from the annotation of a GenBank genome assembly. NCBI's taxonomy places the organism in Eukaryota, Metazoa, Nematoda, Chromadorea, Rhabditida, Thelaziidae.